Molecule: messenger RNA, 1197 nt
Organism: Sceloporus undulatus (fence lizard)
Lineage: Eukaryota; Metazoa; Chordata; Lepidosauria; Squamata; Phrynosomatidae
Gene: RAN
Product: RAN, member RAS oncogene family
Exons: 7
Coding region: 189-842 (217 amino acids)
Biological process (GO): protein import into nucleus; ribosomal subunit export from nucleus
Cellular component (GO): nucleus; cytoplasm
Molecular function (GO): GTPase activity; GTP binding
Source: RefSeq, a predicted model, not a curated record
CCGCCCGCCUCCUUUGCCUCCCUCUCGCCGCUCCCUCCCUCCUUUCCCUUCUUUUCGGGCUAUUUGAACCGUCGCGCUUCCGCCAUCUUCUUCAGCCGCCCGCCCAGUUCGCCAGAGAGAGAGAGAGAGAGAGGGAAAGCGAGGCGGUGGCAGGAAGAGACUAAAGAAAAGGACCGGGAAGACGCAGCAUGGCCGCCCCGCAAGGAGAACCCCAAGUGCAGUUUAAGCUUGUUUUGGUUGGUGAUGGUGGUACCGGUAAAACAACAUUUGUUAAGCGCCACUUGACUGGUGAAUUUGAGAAGAAAUAUGUAGCUACUCUGGGUGUUGAAGUCCAUCCUCUGGUGUUCCACACUAACAGAGGUCCAAUUAAAUUUAAUGUAUGGGACACAGCUGGGCAAGAAAAGUUUGGAGGUCUGAGAGAUGGCUAUUACAUUCAAGCUCAGUGUGCCAUCAUAAUGUUUGAUGUAACAUCCAGAGUUACGUACAAGAACGUACCCAACUGGCAUAGAGAUCUGGUCCGGGUGUGUGAGAACAUCCCCAUAGUUUUGUGUGGCAACAAAGUGGAUAUCAAGGACAGGAAAGUCAAGGCAAAAUCGAUUGUUUUUCACCGGAAGAAGAAUCUGCAGUAUUAUGAUAUUUCAGCCAAGAGUAACUACAACUUUGAGAAGCCUUUUCUGUGGCUGGCAAGAAAGCUAAUCGGCGAUCCCAACUUGGAAUUUGUUGCCAUGCCUGCUCUUGCACCACCAGAAGUUGUUAUGGAUCCAGCACUGGCAGCACAAUAUGAGCAAGAUUUACAGAUUGCUCAGACCACUGCACUGCCUGAUGAAGAUGAUGACCUGUGAGAGAGUAAAGCUGGAGCCCAGCGUCAGAAGUCUAGUUUUAUAGGCAACUGUCCUGUCAUGUCAGUGGUGCAGCGUGUUUGCCACUUUAUUAUUCUAGCUGAGCAGAACAUGUGCUUUAAUCUUUGGGAUGCUGAAAAGAGAGAAUGGGCUUUGGAGUGAAUGUGGCAGUUAAAAAUAAAUCCUUCAUUUUGGACCUGCAUAUUUAGCUGUUUUGGACUGCAAUUUAUUUCCCAUUUGAGUUACAAAUCUGACCGCUGCAGUCACAUCACAGUGUUCAGUGGUAAAUUUUGUUUGUUACUGUCAUUCCCAUUCCUUUUUGUUUAGAUCAUAAUAAAGUUGUAUUUCAAAUAUCCAA